GUUUGCUUAGUCAUCUACCAGUGUUGUCACAACUGCCUUCAAUUUGACAUGAGCCGAUUCAAACUGCAGAUAGCUAAAAUCUGGUAAACAGAAAAAGCUGGUGUUGAGAUAGUAAGAAAAAUCAACAAUCAAAUCCUAUACUUUCACACCCAUCAUGUCCACCGAAGAAACCAAGGCAUCCAUCGUGGACCGCGUCAGGGCUUGGGGAUCCUCUUCCCUCCCCGGCAUGGGCCUAGCAACCCUCAUCACUGCCCUCCACUGGCGCCCCUUCCAGGCCAUGCCCAUGCUCCUCACUCCUCUCCUCAUGUUCUCGAGCUACCUCAGCGUAGCUGGCUUCAAGAUCGACAGCGCCGGCAUGACGGCCGCCUGGAGCGGCAUCUACUUCCUCCUCGCUGCCCGCCGCCGUCCCGCCGCGCUCAAGAACAAGUUUUCGGCUCGCGGCGCGGUGCGGGCUACGGCCAUGGGUCUGAGCGCGGCCAACGUGAUUGCGGGCACAUACACCUAUGUGACGGGUGAUCGCAAGGCCGAGGAGCAGGAGAGGAAGGAGAUGGACAAGUGGGGCAUGUACAGCGAUAGCGAAUGAAGAAUCCUCAGGCUUAGGGACGGCUGAGAUGGUGCGGAGCAGUGCGGAGCAAUGCGUUCGCUGUGGUUGAGGAGAAUCUGCCUGCCAUACAGGAGCGAGUGUGCUCUGACGUGCUAUAGUGGACAGCCCGACGAUAUUCUACAAGUAACUGCACAUCCAGAAGUUGCUGGAAGGUGAGGGACUAGACGGGUUUGUUGUUUUGCAGGUUUUCUUUUGGCGGGAGAAGUUGUGUGUCUGUAACAUACUAAACCAUGAAGAGCAAACAUUUUGGCGGCGUCAAAGGGUGGGAUAUGGCAGACAGGGAAUACUCGGGAAUGCGCCAAGUCACACUUCUGAAUGAGUUCGCUUUGAGCAGUAGACGCCAAAUGGGUGCUGGAUUUCCUGCUCACUCUUCUGGGAGCUGGAAGCUUGAAUAGCGUAUAACUAAAUGCAAAAACCAUAAACAUGUUUUGACUAUGAACA
Messenger RNA from Neurospora crassa OR74A, 1045 nucleotides. RefSeq lists its product as hypothetical. The transcript has 2 exons. The record is from RefSeq and is a predicted model, not a curated record. Bases 155 to 583 code for a protein of 142 amino acids. NCBI's taxonomy places the organism in Eukaryota, Fungi, Ascomycota, Sordariomycetes, Sordariales, Sordariaceae.